Messenger RNA from Eupeodes corollae, 1624 nucleotides. RefSeq lists its product as uncharacterized. Gene Ontology annotation, molecular function: protein binding. Lineage: Eukaryota; Metazoa; Arthropoda; Insecta; Diptera; Syrphidae. The coding region runs from base 103 to 1392 and encodes 429 amino acids. Gene Ontology annotation, cellular component: nucleus. The record is from RefSeq and is a predicted model, not a curated record. The transcript has 5 exons. Gene Ontology annotation, biological process: protein polyubiquitination.
UAACUUCAGACGGCACGGCAUCACAAAAAAAAUAUAAACAAAAUACAAAGUUGGAAAAAAUUUACGGAGACAAUUUUGUAAAUUUAUAACAAAAUAUCUUUAAUGGCAUCUACUUCGCCGGAGCGUAAAUUAGCUUCUGUAUUGGAUAGUUUAAUAGACUCGGAAGAUGAAGGAGAUCUUUCACCUCCAGUUGAAACAUUUAAUUUUCCAAGCAGUGAAACUUGCUGGGUAUGCAAUGGAUACUAUGGUCCCAAUUUCGAUGAACCCCUCUGUGGGACAUGUCAUUCGUUUCUGUAUCCCACUAAUCCAGCUGAAAAUGUUCUAACAACUUUGUCAGAUGACGAAGAUUCGGGGAAUGAUGAGCCUCUGUACAUCACUGCCGAUAAAGACAAACAAGAAGAAGCCGAUGACGAUGCAGAUGACAUUGAUCCCGAAGAAUUGCCAAGUGGAGCUGAUGAAGAAGAAGAAGAUGAAGAAGAGGAAGAAGUUGCAGCGAUUCCUGUGGAAAAUAUACAAAAUCCCAACAUACCAUUAUUACCCAUCCAAAGACCACCUCCGUCGGCUCCAAGAAAUCUUCCGCAUUUCAUGCAGAUGUUAUCCGAACCACGUCCUGUGGAUGGGGAGCCAUCUGAGAAGAAAAUCACUUCACUGCCGGUGGAAAUGAUGGUAUCGAUAUUUUCGUACCUGGACGAUAUGUCCAUGUGGAAGGCAAGUGAAGUGUGUAAACAAUGGCGGAAUAUUUUAGAAUUGAACACGUCACAGUUGAUGUGGAAAAAAUAUCUAAAAGAACGAUGGCCAUUGUUUCAGAGCAUCGCUGACGUUCCCAAUUGGUUGCAAAUGUAUUCUGCAUUGAUGUCAUCUUGUUUCUGUCGCACAUGCCUGCUCCAAAUGGCCCUCAAAUCACCACCAAGACCCCGAGAAAAUGCCAUUCGCAUGAAACUUUUGCGAAAAGAUUUUGGACUCGUAAAUAGCUAUGCCUCGGAAGGAAUAGAAGCAAUACCCAUGGACAUACAAAAUACUUAUUGGCAGGCUAGUAUUCUCGGUCCAGCUGGGAGUCCAUACGAAGGCGGAAAAUUCUUUCUAUACAUUUUCUUUCCCGAAAGCUAUCCCAUGAUUCCCCCAACCGUACGCUUCCUGACGAAAAUCCUGCAUCCUAAUGUAUCUCGUCAUGGUGAUGUUGGAAUAGAUAUCAUACAACACAAUUGGUCUCUUGCUUUGACGGUAUCAAAAUUACUUCUUUCAGUUCAGAGUUUGCUUACAGAUCCAUUUACAGAGGUCUGUAUGGAACCACAACUUGGACAUAUGUACGAGCAUGAUCGAAGGCGUUUUGAAAAUCUUGCAAGAUCUUGGACCUGGAAAUAUGCCAUGUUUGAGGUUAUUCCCCCUCGAUAAAGCUAAUUGAUAAAAUUAUUGUUUAUGUGAAUGGACAUUGCGACUGAUGCAUGAGUGCCAUGGAGUUGAUAUUUUCUGUAUGUGGCUCUCUUUUUUUUUAAACUAUUUUAAUUUAAAGUCAAAACGGUUUGAAUUUCUGCACCUAUCAUUAUCUUAAUUCUAUUAUAUACCUAUCUACAUAUAUUAUUAUUAUUAUAUAAAGCAUUAACUUUAAAUAAAAUAAAUAUAUCAU